UCUCUAUAAUUUAAAACAAAAAAAAAAUCUUUUCUUCGGGAAGAACGAAAGUAACGACAAAAAAAACGAUGUCUACAUCAUUUGCCUUGGAAAAUUGGAGCUCAAGCUAUAAAGGAAUACUUUUGCUCAAUCUAACAAAUCAAUUUAAAGAUAAACAUUUAGAAUCGGCUUAUCAACGGUAUUCACAGCGACAACGACAAAAAUCAUUAGUUAUUGUCAAUGUUGUUGAUAUAAUGGUGAAGAUUAUAUUUUUAUUAGCUUACUUUCUAGCAAAUUAUAACCAUAAUCAUAAUGAUGACAAUAAAAAUCAUUCUCAUUCGAAUCAUUAUCAUCAUCACAACAAUCAUAAUCAUCCACAGUAUAAUCAGCAGAAUCGCCAUGGCCAAAUUAAUGAGAUUGAUAAAAAAGUUCAUGUUGAUGAGAUCAUUCCCGAAUCUGUUUAUCAUAGUAAUAAUAUUAAUGAUCAUAAUUCCAAUUCAGCCUUUAUUCCUAUAUCUGAUGUUUUUGAUGAUGAUAAUAAUAAUGAUGAUGAUCUACAGCAACGACGGCUACAUCAAAGGCACCGAAGACAUCAUUAUCAACUAUCGGAAAAAAUUCCAUCAAUUUUACUUGCCUUUUUUACAUUAAUAUGGAUUAUUCUAAAUUGUUUGGUAAUCAGUUUGAUUACAUGUUGGAAACGUUUUGCAAAUAAUCAUCUUUAUAUUGGCGCAUUGAUUAGUUGGACAAUAUUUACGAUUGAAGGUCAAAUGGGUUUUGAUCCUGAAUUAAGUCAUCGAACUGUUUCAAUGAAUGUGGCUCAAGUAACAUCCACUUCAUCAUCGGUGACAAUGAUUAGCUAUAAUGGUGCUAUUUGGCAUACAUUUCUGACAAUUUUAAUAAUUUAUGCAAUGUUACCAUUACCAUUAUUAUGGUGUGCAUUCUGUGCUAUUAUCACAUCAGCAAUUGAUCUGACAUUUCGUAUAUCAUUUCUUUCGCAACAAAAUCAAAAAAAUUAUCUGCAAUUAAUAUUUGCGAAUCUAUGUCUUUAUUCAUGUAUUAAUCUAAUAUCAUUAUAUACUAAAUAUCUGACCGAUUGUGCUCAACGUAAUGCUUUCCUAGAGACACGUCGUUCAAUUGAAACACGUUAUAAAAUUGAACGUGAAAAUUCUAAACAGGAAAAAUUGUUACUUUCUGUAUUGCCAAGAUUUGUAGCAAUGGAAAUAAUAACCGAUAUAGCUACACAAGAAGACUGUCAAACACGUGGUAGUCUAUUGCCGACACAAUUUCAUAAAAUUUAUAUUCAUUGUUACAAAGAUGUUAGUAUAUUGUUUGCCGAUAUUCAAGGAUUCACAGCAUUGGCAUCAAAAUGUUCAGCACAAGAAUUGGUUGGUGUUCUAAAUGAUCUUUAUGCUCGUUUUGAUCGUAAAGCUGAGGAAAAUCAUUGUCAUCGAAUAAAACUAUUGGGUGAUUGUUAUUAUUGUGUUUGUGGAUUACCGACAGCUCGGCCAGAUCAUGCACAUUGUUGUGUAGAAAUGGGUCUCCAUAUGAUUGAAGAUAUUAAACGAGUACGUAAAAAAACUGGUGUCGAUUUAAAUAUGAGAAUUGGUAUACAUUCUGGCUCAGUACUCUGUGGUGUAAUUGGACUACAAAAAUGGCAAUUUGAUGUAUGGUCAAAUGACGUUACAUUAGCUAAUCAUAUGGAAUCGGGUGGUUUACCGGGACGAGUUCAUAUAUCUGCUCGUACAAAAGAUUAUCUACAAGGUGAAUAUGAAUUAGAACCUGGAUAUGGUGAACAACGUGAUUCAUAUCUACGAGAUCAUAAUAUUGAAACAUUUAUCAUUUUACAAGAUAAACCAACCAAAUGGAAUCCGCUCAAGGCUGAAGAUUCUUAUAAAAUUCGUAAUUCAACGGCAACAAACACAACAGCAGCAGCAGCAGCAAAUGUAAUUCCUGAAUCAAAUGUUGAAACAACAAUAUUGACUGAAAUCAUUGUUAAUAACAAUGGUGAUGAUGAUGAAGACAAUAAUAAAAUCAACGAUGAAAAUUGCAAACAAGAAGAAAACAAGAAGCAAGAAAAACAACAAGAAAAUGAAAAUCCUGCUGAUUCGGUGAAAACGGCAAUAACCAAUAACAAUUUAGAGGUUGGAAAAAUUCCAACGACGACGACGUCAAUAAAUUCACCACCGAAGGCUACAGAAUCGGAUAAUAAUAACAAUAACAAUAAUAAUGGUGUAAAAAGUGUUGUAAGCAUUGAAAAUCCAUUUGAAUCAAUUUUUGACAAUUCACAACAACAACAACAUCAUCAACAAUCAAAUCAGGCUAAAUCAUUUAAAAAGAAACAUAAAUCAUUUCGAAAUCUAUUGAAACGUGUGGACCUUAUAUCAUCAUCAGCAUCAUCAAUUGUAUCGAAUGAUUUAUUAUUGUCAUCAUCGAAUGUUGUAAUCACGAUUGAUGAUGCUAUAAAUAGUGAACAACCACAUCAACAGCAUUUGAAUCAAAAGAAUGUUGAUAAUGAUUCAUCGAUGAAAAAUCAAUUGAUGUCAUCAUUGAAUAAUAAUAAUGAUGAAUCCAAUGAUUGGUUACCGGAGAUUCCAUUUCAAAAUAUAGUCGAUUUACGUUAUGAAGAUGAUCCAUUUGAACAAUUACCUUUAGUGGCUACUACUGUUGGUGAUAAAUCCGAAUCUGAAUCAUUGGAAUGUAAACAUCAAUCAUUAAAUAUUGGUGCUAAUUGUUUUGGACAACAACAACAGCAGCAGCAACAGACAGGAAAUCGAAUAAAUCCAACAACGACAACAACAUCGACAACUACAACAUUUACAACUAGUUCAAGAAGAAAAAGUUCAACAUCCACUGUAACAGUUUCGGUUCCUUCGUUUCCGACAAAAAUUGAAUCACAGCAAUCGGAAAUUAAUAAUUCUCACAACAACAGCAGUAAUUAUAAAACUAAUUUAUCCAUAAACAAUGCUGAUGAAAGCAUUACAAUUGAUGAUAUACAUACAAGCGAUGUAAUUGUUGAUGAAAAUGAUUCAAAAACUAGAAAUAAUAAUUCCAUAAAAACCACGAAACCAAUAUCAACCACAACCAUAGCAACAGCAACAGCAGCAUCCUCCGCCUCAAAUCUUCAACAACAACAUCAAUAUUACUCGAAAUCAAUGAACCAAAAAUUAAUAAAACGACGAAGAGCACUUUCAUGGAAUGAACAGAUUGAUAAAUAUAUUGAUCAAUGUAUUGAAAUUGAAUCGAAUAAGAAAUUAUUUCAGGAGAAUGUCAAUUGGUUUCUACUUAAUUUUCGUUCAAACGAAUAUGAAAAUAUGUUUGGUAAAAUUCCCUAUCUAGUAUUUCGUUCGAAUCUAUUUUGUUUUUCUGUGAUUUGGCUUUUUAUGGUCAUCAUUUCAUUGAUCAUACUACCGCUAUCCUGGUUCAAUUUCAUUGUAUAUUUAGUUAUAAGCCUAUUAUUUAUUGGAAUUUUCAUACUAAUAUUAUUGGCAUAUGAAGAUUUUGUACCAAAUAUUUUCAGACGUUUUGCUGAACGUCUAGAAAAUGAUCCAUCUAUAAGGAAUCUUUUCUGUACAACGCUGAUUAUUCUAUUAUUUACAAUGUCCAUCAUUUUCAUGAUUAUUUGUGUUCAUAAAAAUCAAAUUAUUAUACAUCAUGGAUAUCAUCAUGGACAAAUGUCAAAUAAUGAAACAUUGAUGAAUCAUCAUCAUCAUCAUCAUCAUAAUCAUCAUCAUCCUCAUCAACAAUCAUCAUUGAAUGAAAUAUUGAUUCCCGAAUUGGACUUUAAUAAAAUGUUUUUAUCAAUUCAAAGUGAUAAAAAUAAUCAAUCGAUAAUCAAACAACAACAUUAUGACAUGUUUGAUAAUUCGCAGUAUUUUGUAUUUUUAUGGAUGUUAACAAUGGUAUCGACGACAACAUUUCUAAAAUUACCUUAUAUCAUUAAAUUCACGACCUUAUCAUCGAUGACAUUGAUUUAUAUAAUAAUUGUCAAAUUUGUAUUUAUCGUCGUGUUUUCUCGUCAACAAAGCUGUUCAAUCAGCCUGUUCACCCAUGGUGAAAUGUGUAUGAAAUUGGAAACAAAAGUUUUCAUCGUUUUAACUCUUUGUUUCUUUUUGGUCAUUCAUCAUUGCCGUUUGAUUGAACGAACUUCUAGAUUGGAUUUCCUUUGGAAAAAACAGGCAAAACGUCAAUUACAGGAUAUGCGAGAGAUACGUCAUUAUAAUGCACAAUUAUUGAAAAAUAUAUUACCCGAUCAUGUUGCCAAUUAUUUUCUUUCUGCACAAGAUCGUCCACAAGAGCAACUUUAUGCACAAUCAUAUGCUUGCUGUGGUGUGCUGUUUGCAUCCAUACCAAAUUUUGAUAAUUUUUAUUCCGAAGAUAUUAACAAUGGUGUUGAAUGUAUACGUUUAUUGAAUGAAAUUAUCUUUGAUUUUGAUCAGUUACUCGAAGAUGAACGAUUUCGUUGUAUUGAAAAAAUUAAAACAAUUAGUAGCACUUAUAUGGCAGCAUCGGGAUUAAAUCCACGUGAUCAAGGCAAAACUGUUGGUUAUCUAUUGGAUUCAUUAGUCGAUUUUGCCCUAUCAAUGAUGGAUGCCUUACAAGAUGUGAAUAAACAUUCAUUUAAUAAUUUUAAAAUGAGAAUCGGUAUUAGUAGUGGACCAUUAGUCGGUGGUGUUAUUGGUGCUAAAAAACCUGUCUAUGAUAUCUGGGGUAACACGGUGAAUGAAGCAAGUCGUAUGGAUUCAACUGGAUCAUUGGAUAAAAUACAGGUGCCAAAAUAUACUGCAGAUAUCCUGAAAGGUGAAGGCUAUCACUUGGAUUAUCGUGGCUUGAUCCAGGUGAAAGGAAAAGGACAAAUGGAAACAUUUUGGGUUAUGGGAAAAAUGACACGUGAAUCAUCAUUGAAUAAAUCUCAAUAUGGUGCUAAAAAAUCAAUGGCUGAAGUAAUUGGCGGUAUGGUUGAAGUUCGUCGUAAACAAGCACUUGGAUCAAGUCUUAGUGUACCAUCAUCAUCAUCAUCAUCGGGUCGUAGUCCACGACGUGGUGGUGGAAAACCAUUACCGGCAACAACAACAACAAUCUCACCAUUCGAUAUCACUGAUAUUGAACAGAAUGACGUUGCGGGAAAAGAAACGAUAAAAUCCGAUCAAUCAUCACCUGUGGCUUCUGAAAGUUCUUCUCGAUUGAAAAAACAAGGAAAAAUGUCUGCUAGUUUUCGUUUUCGUAAAUCACCAACACCUAGCACACAUCAACCAUUACAUCGUAUGAUGUCUGAAAUAUCACGUGUUGGCCGUAGCCGUUCAUUUUAUCAACGUAAUAAUAAUUCUAAUGAUAAUUCUAAUAAAAAUUCCAAUCCAACAAGUCCAAAAUCAAAAGAAUCGAAUGAUGAGUUCAGAAAUUAGUUAGAAAUUUUAUUUUUUUUUCGAAAAUUUCCAUCAUCUGUGAUAUAUUACACAUGAAGCGCAUGUAUUUGAUAAACAAAAUCAGAUUGCAAUCAUCAUCGGUCAUAUAUUUGAUUAUCAAUCAAUCAAUUAAUCGAUUUCAAUUUUUGCAAUUGUGUCAAAAUUUUAAUUUUGUUUUUCUCUAUCUCUCUGUUUGUUACUGUGAUCAUGUCCUCAAAAUCCAUCUAUCCAACACAUCCAUCUAGAAUUUUAAUUUGUUGAUUAAAUAAAUCUGUAACCAUGUUUUUUCUUCAA
Messenger RNA from Dermatophagoides farinae (American house dust mite), 5672 nucleotides. The record is from RefSeq and is a predicted model, not a curated record. Lineage: Eukaryota; Metazoa; Arthropoda; Arachnida; Sarcoptiformes; Pyroglyphidae.